AUGGCUUCUACAACGGCCUGCUUGUCCAGGGUGAAUGUGUUCAACCCUCUCAUCCAAGGGAACACUCUCAGGUCAAGAUGUACAAGCACUGUGCGCCUGGCUGCUCCGGUCCUUAGGCCGGCUCUCCGAGCUGCUCCCGUCGCUCCUCGUUGCAGCUUCGAGGACUCGUCUUCUUCGGCAUCCUCCAAGCUCGUUAAACAAAGCACUUCUUCCAUUGUUCCUCACGCUGCUGAGGGUGCGGCCCCUGCUCCUGCCGCGGGCCCAACUCCCCUUAAGAAGUUCAUUGAGACCCUCACCACCCUCUUCCCAGUCUGGGUCAUUCUUGGAACCUGCAUCGGUCUCGUUAAGCCUUCGGCUGUGACAUGGCUCCAAACCGACCUCUUCACAUACGCUCUCGGUUUCCUCAUGCUCUCCAUGGGCCUCACCCUCACCUUCGAGGACUUCCGUCGCUGCCUCCGCAACCCCUGGACGGUCGGAGUCGGUUUCAUCGCGCAGUACUGCAUUAAGCCGCUCCUUGGCUAUGCCAUUGCUCUGGCCCUGAAGCUCCCCGCCCCUCUGGCCACCGGGCUCAUCCUCGUGUCGUGCUGCCCCGGCGGUCAGGCAUCCAAUGUCGCCACCUACAUCUCUCGCGGCAACGUCGCCCUCUCCGUGCUCAUGACCACGGCGUCCACCAUCGGCGCCAUCUUUAUGACGCCAUUCCUCACCAAGAUCCUCGCCGGCCAGCUGGUGCCCGUCGACGCCAAGGGUCUAGCCAUCAGCACUUUCCAGGUCGUGCUUGUGCCCACCAUUUGCGGAGUCCUCGCUAACGAGUUCUUCAACGACAUCACUAAGAAGAUCACCUUCUUCACCCCACUUGUUGGCGUCGUUCUCACCACCCUGCUCUGCGCGUCCCCGAUCGGUCAGGUGGCGGAGGUGCUCAAGGCGCAGGGCGCGCAGCUUAUUAUCCCCGUCGCUGCUCUGCACGCCUUCGCCUUCGCUCUGGGAUACUUCCUCUCGCGCACCUUCAACUUCAGCGAGUCCACCUCCCGCACCAUCUCCAUUGAGUGCGGCAUGCAGAGCUCGGCUCUUGGGUUCCUUCUAGCCCAAAAGCAUUUCUCCAACCCCCUGGUCGCUGUGCCAUCUGCUGUCAGCGUUGUCUUCAUGGCUCUGGGAGGAAGUGCUCUUGCUGUCUUCUGGAGGAACAACCCACUUCCCAAGGAUGACAAAGAUGACUUCAAGAACGCCUCCAGUGGCGGCAGCGCAAGCGGCCGCAGAUCCUGCCCGCAAACGCCGCGCGGGGGUUCCGCGGGCGGCUUCCGCACGCCACCUGGCUGCGGCGGGCUAGGGUCCGGCCGACGCGGCGGGCCGCUUGCGGAUCGAACGGCUCUGACGAACGGCGGCGUCGCCACGUCAUCGCUGCGCGAAUUCUCGUACCAGGAGCUAUGGAUAGCGACGCGGAAAUUCGAAAAGGAGGGAAAGCUGGGGGAGGGCGGAUUCGGGAGCGUUUUCCGGGGAACCAUCGAAGAGGACGUUUGCGCUUCGGGCGCGGGGAUGGGCGCGGGUAGCGGGGAGGGCGGAAAGCGGAAGCUGCAGGUGGCGGUGAAGGUGCUGAAUCAGGGGGGACAGCAGGGUGAGGUGGAAUGGAAGACGGAGGUUCGGUACCUGAGCGAGGUUCGGCACCCGAACCUGGUGCGGCUGGUCGGGUACUGCUCGGACGGGCAUCACCGGCUGUUGGCGUACGAGUAUCUGCCGUACGGCAGCCUCGAACGAUUCCUAUUCACCCGCGCCAUACAGCCUCUCCCAUGGGCGGUGCGAAUGAAGGUGGCGCUGCACGCGGCGCAGGGCUUGGCGUAUCUACACGAGGAGGCGGACCGGCAGAUCAUCUACCGCGACUUUAAGGCGUCCAACAUUCUGCUGGACGAGGAUUUCAACGCAAAGCUCUCUGAUUUUGGCCUGGCAAAGGACGGUCCCGAGGGCAACCAGACGCACGUGUCAACGCGGGUCAUGGGCACAUACGGCUACGCCGCCCCCGAGUACAUGAUGACUGGCCACCUCACCGCCAAGUCAGACGUCUACAGCUUCGGAGUCGUUCUUUUAGAAAUGAUUAGCGGGCGGCGGGCCAUGGAGCCGGAGUUCCCGAGGCGGCAGCAGAACAUCGUCGAGUGGGCGCGGCCGUUUUUGGUCGAUCCGAGCAAGAUGCUGCUAUUGGUGGAUCCGAGGGUGGGCGGCGAGUAUUCGGUGAAGGGCGCGCAACGAGCGGCGGUUCUGGCGCGCAAGUGCUUGAAUAAGGACCCGCACGCACGGCCUCUCAUGUCGGAAGCGGUUCGGGUGCUUUCUUCAAUUCAAAACUUGACGGAUUUCGCGAGCAAGCUGGAGCAGGCUCAGCGGCUACACGGUACUUAG
Messenger RNA from Closterium sp. Yama58-4, 2382 nucleotides. The record is from the annotation of a GenBank genome assembly. NCBI's taxonomy places the organism in Eukaryota, Viridiplantae, Streptophyta, Zygnematophyceae, Desmidiales, Closteriaceae.